This is a messenger RNA of Lachancea lanzarotensis, 1191 nucleotides long. RefSeq names its product LALA0S18e00122g1_1. The record is from RefSeq and is a predicted model, not a curated record. NCBI's taxonomy places the organism in Eukaryota, Fungi, Ascomycota, Saccharomycetes, Saccharomycetales, Saccharomycetaceae. Gene Ontology annotation, biological process: L-leucine biosynthetic process; L-valine biosynthetic process. The coding region runs from base 1 to 1191 and encodes 396 amino acids. The transcript has a single exon. Gene Ontology annotation, cellular component: mitochondrion. Gene Ontology annotation, molecular function: branched-chain-amino-acid:2-oxoglutarate transaminase activity.
AUGCUAAGAACCAACCAGUUAAGAUUCGCUGGCAGACUUUUCAGCAGUGCUGCUACCAGAGGGAUGCCAGCUGGACUUGACUCGAGCAAACUACAGAUUCAGACGAACUCGAAGCCUUCGAGUCCAAAAGCUAACAAUGAAUUGGUUUUCGGCCAGAGUUUCACAGACCAUAUGUUGACCGUUGAGUGGACGGAAAAAGACGGUUGGGCCGCACCUAAGAUCCAGCCAUAUGGGAACUUGAGUUUGGACCCUUCAAGCGCUGUUUUCCACUACGGGUUCGAGCUGUUCGAAGGUCUAAAAGCUUACAGAACUCUGGACAACAAAAUCACCAUGUUCAGACCAGACAUGAACAUGGCCCGUCUCAACAAGUCGGCAGCUCGUAUUUGCUUGCCCACCGUUGACGGGGAAGAGGUGAUCAAGCUAAUGGGCAAACUUAUCGAACAGGACAAGCAUUUGGUGCCCGAAGGCCAGGGCUACGCCUUGUAUCUCAGACCAACGAUGAUCGGUACCACAGCAGCGUUGGGUGUUUCGUCACCAGACAAAGCUCUACUUUUCGUCAUUGCUUCCCCCGUGGGACCUUACUACAAGACUGGAUUCAAAGCCGUGAAGCUGGAAGCCACUGACUAUGCCACCAGAGCAUGGCCCGGUGGUUGUGGUGACAAAAAACUUGGUGCCAACUAUGCACCAUGCGUGCUACCUCAGAAACAGGCAGCCGAGAGAGGUUACCAGCAAAAUCUGUGGUUGUUCGGUCCAGAGAAAUACAUCACCGAAGUGGGUACAAUGAAUGUGUUCUUCGUGUUCAAGGACGCCAAGACCGGUAAGAAAGAGUUAGUCACCGCCCCUCUAGACGGUACCAUCUUGGAAGGUGUCACCAGAGACUCCAUUUUGUCGCUCGCCAGAGAGAGACUGAACCCUGAGGAGUGGACUGUCUCUGAACGUUACUACAGCAUCCAUGAAGUCGAGCAAAAGGCCGCUAAUGGCGAAUUGGUUGAAGCCUUUGGUGCAGGCACUGCAGCUGUUGUGUCUCCGAUCAAGGAAAUUGGCUGGAACGGCAAAGACAUCAACGUUCCUCUGCAACCCGGCAAACAAGCCGGUGCUUUGACUGAAGACGUGGCAAGCUGGAUAGCCGAUAUUCAAUAUGGCAGGGUCAAGCGUGGCAACUGGUCUCGCGAGGUCACGGGCCCUCUGUGA